CAAUGUGCAGCUAAUUCAUAAGAAGAUCAAAGACUGCAAAGGAAGGCAUACAACAGCAAGACAGCAACUUGGAAAUCUAUGGCAAGAUGCAAGCAGUGUUCAUAGAAAUGGACAAAAGCCCCGCUGUCCAUGAAGCUUGGGAGGCGGCAUCAGAAAGUGGUAGAGCAGAUGUUGAGUUGAUUCUUGGCACGGCAAUUAAUCAACUUACAAAGAAUUUGGCAUGUAAAUGGGCAAAAGACAAUAUAAGGACAAAUUGUGUGACACCUUGGUAUAUCAAAACCUUGACAUGUGAAUGGGCAAAAGACAAUAUAAGGUAAUGGUUGUUAGGAUUGUCUUUAUAAUUUUUUUCAGGGGAAGCUACCAGGAGGAUAAGAAAUAGCUGUGAAAUGACUUUCUAGGAGUUCCAGACAAAG
Molecule: messenger RNA, 413 nt
Organism: Magnolia sinica
Lineage: Eukaryota; Viridiplantae; Streptophyta; Magnoliopsida; Magnoliales; Magnoliaceae
Product: tropinone reductase homolog At2g29260, chloroplastic-like
Exons: 3
Coding region: 87-317 (76 amino acids)
Molecular function (GO): oxidoreductase activity
Source: RefSeq, a predicted model, not a curated record